This is a messenger RNA of Homarus americanus (American lobster), 2045 nucleotides long. It is a transcript of the gene Psf2, whose product is annotated as probable DNA replication complex GINS protein PSF2. Gene Ontology annotation, biological process: double-strand break repair via break-induced replication; DNA replication. Gene Ontology annotation, cellular component: GINS complex; nucleus. NCBI's taxonomy places the organism in Eukaryota, Metazoa, Arthropoda, Malacostraca, Decapoda, Nephropidae. The transcript is spliced from 5 exons. Bases 52 to 609 code for a protein of 185 amino acids. The record is from RefSeq and is a predicted model, not a curated record.
ACUUUGUUUACAUAUGACGUCAGUAUUGGCGGGAACUGUCAGGGGUUAAUAAUGGAUGCAACUGAGAUAGAGUUCUUGGCAGAGAAAUUUCCCAUUACUAUAGUGCCAAACUUUGCUCAGGAGAAGUUGUACCUCAUAUCAGGAGAUGUGGGGCCAUUUAAUCCAGGUAUACCCUUGGAGGUGCCAAUGUGGUUGGGCAUGAACCUUCGCCAGCGAGGAAAGUGUCGACUAGUUAUACCUCCUUGGAUGGAUGCAGAGAAGCUGGCUGAGAAGAAAGAAGAAGAAAGCCAAUCAAAGGUGUUCACAGAAAUGCCAUGUGAGCAUUAUCUGGUGGUUGCUCAGUUGCUGCUGUCAGCUGCCCCUGAGGAUAUUCCAAAUUCUCAACAGGUCAAAACACUUGUCAAGGACAUGUGGGACCUCAGAAUCUCCAAGCUACGAUCAUCUGUGGCAGAGUUCAUCAAGAUUGAAGGAACACAUGCUAAGCUAGACCGACUCACAUUGCUAGAAAUCAACAGCAUAAGACCGUUUCUCCCUCACGCCUUUGACCAUCUUCACCGUCUCUCUAAGGCCGCUUACACCAGUAAACUCAGUCAAACACAGGAAUUGUAGUGCAUAGAUUUUCUUAAAUAUAUAGUGUACAGUAUUACCUUCUUUUUUAUGCUAAAUAUUGUAACUCCUUCUAUAUUUGCAUAGUAUUUAUUCACCUCUAACCUAAACCCUGUUAGUUUUACCCUUGAACCAGGAUUUAAGGCCAUUUUAUAAAAGUUACUCUUGAUCAUCAGGCAUUUAACAGUGGGAUGGGACACUUGCACAAUAGUCUAUCAGCAUUAGACACUUUGUUGUCAUUAUAUUGUUAAUCAUUGUCAUUAGACACUUUGUUGUCAUUAUAUUGUUAAUCAUUGUAAGUUUGUACUCUGCUAUGUACAGUAGCCUUAGGUUAUUUCACGAGAUAGGAACUGAGAAUGGUUAUGUAAAAAAUUCUUAUAUAUACCCGGUAAAUACAUGUACAAAUUAUACAGGUAAUCCAGUACAAAUUAAUGGGUUAUAGAGUAGAAACCAAAAUAAUUUACUAAACAAUGCUUAAAAGUAUUAGAGUACAGUACUGUACUACCAUUUUCUCAUAUAUUGCAAGAAUUUCUUUAUUUCCCAUGAAAAACUAGGAUUUCCAAUCGAGCACUGUGCUGUUACAACUUCCGCACACUUCCUCAGUCGUAAUUACCCUCAAUUUUAACACCUGUACCACUUACCAAGAUGUCUAAAUGCUCAGUGAGAAUAAGUAGAGAAAGAUGCUUAAUUUAGAAGAUAAAUUAAAAACUGAGUUUCAGUGAAGUGCAUCAGUUGUGACACACUGAAAUGGUAAAUGAAACUAUGAUUCACAGCAUGAAACUGAAGACUCGCAAAGUUUGUGCAUAAUAUGCACAGCCAUCCAUACCCAAGACCAUCCAACAUUUAAGAUCACCACUGUAACAACAAAUGGAGGAUCCUUCAAAGGCUUGGAUAGUAGGCAUGUAAGGCUGCAAUGAGCGGUCUAAUGAAAAUUCAAACUUGGUAGCUCAAGAGAGACGGCAAGUUAGUUACCUACUGACAGCAACUUCACUGCAAGUCCUGGUACUGGAAAGACUACAUCACUUGUUGCAAUUUUCUUCAAUUUUGUACAACUCUUAAUUUUCCAUGGUGGUUUAGUCCAGUAUGUAAAUACUGUAAUGUUAGGUAGCUGCUCCUUAAAAAAAAAAAAAAAAAAAUGCCAAAUAACCCAAGGUGACGGAAUAAGAAUGAAAAAUACAAAAAUAUUUAUAUACAGUAUUUUUCAUACAACAGAAUGGGGAUAAAAUAUAUGGGCUCCCCCCAUGAAUUUUAUUGCAGAGUGAGAUAUUUACUUCACAAAAGGUUUAAUUAACACAGGAUGUGUCAGUAUGCACAAAAAUUACUCUUUUUCAUAUACAGUACAGUUGAGGGGGGUGCCUAAACUUCCCAUUAUGUAAGCUAUUAGGAGUCCUUCAUAUAGGUUAAUAAUAAUGAAAUAAUAUUAAUAAAAUAAGAAUCCA